Heterobasidion irregulare TC 32-1 is the source of this 204-nucleotide messenger RNA. RefSeq lists its product as uncharacterized. The transcript has 3 exons. The record is from RefSeq and is a predicted model, not a curated record. The coding region runs from base 1 to 204 and encodes 67 amino acids. NCBI's taxonomy places the organism in Eukaryota, Fungi, Basidiomycota, Agaricomycetes, Russulales, Bondarzewiaceae.
AUGCCUAACAAUCCUAUUUGGAUGGCUUUUUAUCUUAUCACAAGCAAGAUCUAUGCCAAUGCUAUUCUAACUAUGUUUAACUCACAGAUGCCUACAAGAGCUGUGGACAAGUCAAACACUGAGAUCUCCAGUGAUAUAUGGAAAUAUCAUGGCAACAGUUCCCACACAAUAGAACCAGUCACAUCCUUCACAAUCCAGCCCUAG